UGGAGGGUGCGGGGGGGACUGGGGGUGCACGGGAAUGGAGUGGAGCAGGGGCACAGGAACCCCGGGCUAGUGCCACUCGGGGAGCUAAGGCGGUGGGAGCUCCGGGAUCCCGGUGCCGUGCAGGAGGUGCACAGCCCUCGGGAACAGCGGGAGCUGGCACCCUGGGUGAAGCAGGGGACUCUGUGCGCUACAGGGGAGCAGCACAGACGGGCAGGGGGCGGGUGUGACCCCAGCGAGGGGCUCUGCUCUCACCCCACUCUCCCACCCUGCUCAGGUCCCAGGGGGAACCUCAGGGCUGUCACCAUGUCCCAGGCCACCACCUGCCUCAAGCAGCAGGAGGAUGGCGGGGAGAGCCCCCCACCGCUGCCAUCACCACCAGGAUCCCCGCACGUUUUCCCUCCGGAGACGCUGUUCCAACAGGCAGGUGGGGUCACCUAUCGCAUCCCGGCUCUGCUCUACGUCCCCCCCGAUGAUUCCUUCCUGGCCUUCGCCGAAAAGCGCUCCUCGGCCCGGGACGAGGAUGCCAAGUACCUGGUGCUGCGGCGGGGCCGCCGGCACGGCUCCUCGGUCAAGUGGGGUCCCAUGGAGGAGCUGUCGGCGUUGGCGCUGCCGGGCCACCGCACCAUGAACCCCUGUCCUCUCUACGACGCCAGGAGCGGCACCGUCUUCCUCUUCUGCAUCUGCGUGGAGCAGGGAAAGACGGAGCGCUGCCAGAUCUGGAGCGGCUGCAGCGCCGCCCGCCUCUGCUUCGCCACCAGCGCCGACGGCGGCCGCGGCUGGAGCGCGCUGCGGGACGUGACGGACGAGGCCAUCGGCGCCGACCUGUCCCGCUGGGCCACCUUCGCCGUGGGGCCGGGCCACGGCGUGCAGCUGGCCUCGGGGCGGCUGGUGGUGCCGGCCUACACCUACUACGUGCACGGCUGUCUGUGCGGGGCGCUGCGGCUGCCCUGCUUCACCCGCCAGCACUCCCUCGUCUUCUACAGCGACGACGGCGGGCGCCGCUGGCACAAGGGCGCCCCCCAGCGGCCGGCGCCGUGCGCGGCCCUGGGCGAGCCGCCGCGGGGCUGCCAGGGCAGCGUGCUCAGCUUCGCCCGCUCCGCCGGGGAGCCCCCCUGGCUGCUCUACUCGCACCCCACCGACCGGCACCGCCGGCGCGAUCUGGGGCUCUACGUGAACCCCUCGCCGCCGGACGGGGCGGGCUGGCGGCGGCCCUGGCUGCUGCACGCUGGGCCCGCCGGCUACUCCGACCUGGCCGCCUGCCCCGGCGGCCUCUUCGGGUGCUUGUUCGAGCGCGGCGCCAGCAGCGCCUGCGAGGAAAUCGCCUUCUGCCUCUUCACCCUGGAGCCCUCCGGCGAUCGGGAGCUCAAGGCUUCCUGAAACAGACCCGUUUUAGGCAGCGCGGUCGCUCCUGAGCGUCGGCGGCCGGAGCCAGCGAGCGCGGCAGUGCCGGGACCUCGCCAGGACAUUGCAAGUGCACCAGAGGCUCAGCAUCGUGCACCUUUUAUUUAAUUAUGCCUUUUUAAUCACCCGUCGGGUGUUGUCGGUGACCUGCGGCAGUGGAGUCUCUGCUCUGGCUUGGCCAAGGGGGAUGCCAGCACAGCAUACAAAAUGCUGCUGCUUCUCCAAAAAUCAGCAUUUUUCACCUGGUGGCAGCUGAAAAGCAGAAGGUGCCAGCAAGAGCAGCUGACUCCCUGAGGAAAAAGUACCCAGAACUCUUGGUUUAGUUAAAAAUAUUCCAGUUCCUGUGUUCCUGCAGGUGGCAGAAGAUUCCCAGGUUUUACCAUUUUUUAUCCUGCUUUCUUCACUUGCCUACUUUAGACUGAGUUUCUCCCUGCCCCCUGGGGAAAAGCGCUCGAAUCUUGACUGGGGGCAAGGAGAGAGGAGUGUUGGGGAGUGUUGCAUUCUGCUCCAUAGGGAACAGCUUCUAGCAUCCCGACAGUGACAGUGACCUCACAUC
Messenger RNA from Onychostruthus taczanowskii (white-rumped snowfinch), 1957 nucleotides. It is a transcript of the gene NEU3, whose product is annotated as neuraminidase 3. Gene Ontology annotation, molecular function: exo-alpha-sialidase activity. The record is from RefSeq and is a predicted model, not a curated record. Lineage: Eukaryota; Metazoa; Chordata; Aves; Passeriformes; Passeridae. Gene Ontology annotation, cellular component: membrane; cytoplasm; lysosome. Gene Ontology annotation, biological process: ganglioside catabolic process; oligosaccharide catabolic process.